CACACACACACACACACACACACACACACACACACACACACACACACACACACACACACACAGACUUGGAGGGGACAGCUCCAGUAAUAAUCCCCUGCUGUUGGGUGGGGGUUGUUUAAGAGUGCUGAUAUUUGAACCAUAAUGAAGCUUCAAGAGGACUGACCUUUAUGCUGACUGAGUGAGGAGAAAUAUGUGGACCAAUCUGUGUUGUCCUGAUUACCAUGGCUUGAUUAUUACGAUGAAACAUGACUGGGAAUGGGCAGCCUGUAUGCAGCCUGUCUGUCUGUCAUCAUUUGGAAUGUGAGAUCUCUUCCCAGUAAGAUGGACGAACUAACAGCACUGACCCAGCGUCAGAGGGACUACCGUGAGUGCAGCAUCAUGGUGCUCACUGAGAUGUGGCUAAUAGCGCUGACCCCAGACAUGGACGCUUUUCUGGAUGGCUUUAAAAUGUGGCGAGCAGACAGGACGGCUGAGAGCGGUAGACUAUGGAUACUCGGCUGCGAGAAUUUUUGAUGGAUCGCAAACUUGAAGAUGUGAUCCAGCAACUUGAAGAUGAAAAUAUGAAACUGUCAUUCCGUUAAUAACAGACAGUGACCUGGCAAAGUACAUCCCUAAAGUUAGAGAUAGAAUCUCCACUGUGGCCUUCUGCAGACAAGCAGUACUGUCACAAAAAUCACCAUCCAGGAAAUAAUCCAUACUUUCAAGACUACGACAAAGACUGUCUGGAGCUGAGGGGAUGCCUCCAAAAUAGAGAUCAUCUAAGUGGGCAGGAAAUACCAAUGCCAAACAGAACGUGAGAUGAAUUGAGGUUGGCUGGAUGGAUUAUGAUGAGGAAGAGGAAAGGUACAAACAGGUGAAGUCUGUAAGUGGUGGAGGAACAAGGCUUAAGAUAAAGAUAAAACAGUGGAAAAUAUCAAAGUUAUGGCUGAAAAUCUUUUUUUCCCAAAUGGCCAUUCAAAAAAAAUAAAUAAAUAAAAAAAUUCUGCGACUUUAUCUGUGCACCACCAAGAAAACAGGACAUCAGCCCUCGGGCGUGGAGGGUGUUUAUGCAAUAAGUCAGCCCUCAGUGGUAGAUCUCACUGACAAUGAACAGAAUCAGGCCGUUGAGGAUCUGUUGGUGGAAAACAGAAAUUCUGAAUCACCAAACCACUCUGGAAAUAAUAAUGGAGCCUCCAGCGGAUAUUUGGAACUCAACGACACAUUACCAUGGGAUGGUCUGCUAACUCUGGCCGAAAGUGAAGAUUCUGAUGCAUGGAGGAUGACCACCUGGAAGUAACUGUGGAUGAAACAAACCUUGAAACACUCUUUCUAGAAAAAGAGGAUGAUGCAGCUCAUCAAACAGUGGAUCAGUCGCCGGUGCUUGCAGGGGAGGCCGAUGUUCCAGCCCAAGCACUUCCUGAACCACAAUCUUGUCCUGUAACGCUGAUUGUAAGAAGAGGUCACUGUCUCACUGACUUGAUCAGUGCCUUCAAGGACCCAAAAAUUAUUGCAUCUGAGGUCAACAUCAAAAUGCAUCUACCAAAUGGAGAGCUUGAACAGGGGGAAGGAAGUGGUAUUUUGCGAGACUGCCUUACAGAAUUUUGGAUGGAUUUCUAUAACAGCUGCACACUGGGAAUUGAGGUGAAAGUUCCCUUCAUCAGGCAUGACUUUCAGUGUGAAGAAUGGCAGGCUGUAGCUAGAGUAUUUGUAGUAGGGUGGAAACAGGCCGGUUACUUCCCAGUGAAACUUGCAAUACCAUUUCUGGAAGAGGUGCUGUAUGGCUCGACAACCAGUAGUUUCAAGGAUUCCCUUUUGCUGUACGUAUCACAAGAAGAAAGAUCUGUCCUUCUGAAGGCUUUGGAGGACUUUAAUUCAGUGGACACGGAUGAAUUGCUGGAUGUACUCGAUGUACAUGAAUGCAAGCAAGUUCCUACCAAGGACACACUGCUCCCUGUUUUGGCACAGAUUGGACACAAAGUAAUCGUUCAGGCCCCAAUGUAUGUAAUUAAGUGCUGGCGUCCUGUUGUGGGUUCUGUAGCUGUAGCCACAAGAAGCACUGCAUCAUUUCAUUGCACAAAAAAAACAACUGCAAAAACAGUGAAGGGGCUUCUAAACUUUCCAGAGGACAUGACAGCAGCCCAGUCAACAGUUUCUCGUUACCUGAAAAGGUACAUUGGGGAAAUUGAUUGCAACCAUCUUCAGCUUUUCCUGCGCUUCUGUACAGGAUCUGACCUCUUGGAUAAAGCCAUACUAAUUGAGUUCAUAGAAACCACAGAUUUCCUCUGCAGACCACAGUCCCACACAUGUGGAUGUGUGCUAAAGCUGCCCAUUGGUUACUACAGCUAUCCAGACUUUCGCAGCGAAUUUAACAACAUUCUCUCAAGCUCAAUGUGGGUAAUGGAUGUGGUGUAGGUAAUAAUACAAACAGUAACAUGAAGGAUGUGACAGCUACUUGCUAGACUGGAUGGUUUUGUUAUUUUAACUAUGUAGUCCGUUGUGGAUCUUUUUUAAGUAGGGCAUUUUAUUUCAUCUGCUUUUAAAGUGGUUGCUGUGUAUUUUCAUUUUGUCUACUGCAGAUACACUGACUAGGCAUAAGUACAGCUCCACUUCAAAUGCCAAAAUCCAACUGAUUGAGCAUGUUUGUAUAAUUAUUACAGUUGUUUGUAGCAACCCCAGUAGAAACAAGAAUGUGAGCCUUGACUGAUGUGUUCAAGGUGUUUAAAAAGAAGUGAGUUGUUUAGAUUAGUUGUUAACACUUUUAUGAAGUUUAAAAAGCAAUAUUUUGUAACCAUCAGUAUUAAGAUGGCUAACAAUUUUGAAAAAUGUUCUUAUCCUGUUAUUAUGUACAAAAUACCACCUGUUCUAUUUAUGACUAUGGCGUAUUUUGAAAAAGACCAGUA
This is a messenger RNA of Acanthopagrus latus (yellowfin seabream), 2879 nucleotides long. RefSeq lists its product as uncharacterized. Gene Ontology annotation, molecular function: ubiquitin-protein transferase activity. The transcript is spliced from 4 exons. The record is from RefSeq and is a predicted model, not a curated record. NCBI's taxonomy places the organism in Eukaryota, Metazoa, Chordata, Actinopteri, Spariformes, Sparidae. Bases 1252 to 2391 code for a protein of 379 amino acids.